Molecule: messenger RNA, 594 nt
Organism: Exophiala dermatitidis NIH/UT8656
Lineage: Eukaryota; Fungi; Ascomycota; Eurotiomycetes; Chaetothyriales; Herpotrichiellaceae
Product: rho-like protein rac1A
Exons: 3
Coding region: 1-594 (197 amino acids)
Biological process (GO): establishment or maintenance of cell polarity; actin filament organization; regulation of actin cytoskeleton organization
Cellular component (GO): cell projection; cell cortex; cytoplasmic vesicle
Molecular function (GO): GTPase activity; GTP binding; protein kinase binding
Source: RefSeq, a predicted model, not a curated record
AUGGCGCAAGCGACGCAGUCAAUAAAAUGUGUGGUGACGGGGGAUGGUGCUGUGGGAAAGACUUGUUUGCUCAUAUCCUAUACCACGAAUGCCUUCCCGGGCGAAUAUAUCCCUACUGUCUUUGACAACUACUCAGCUAGUGUCAUGGUGGAUGGGAAACCCGUCUCUCUGGGAUUGUGGGAUACUGCUGGUCAGGAAGACUACGAUAGAUUGCGGCCCCUUUCAUACCCGCAGACGGACGUCUUUUUGAUAUGCUUUUCCAUUGUAUCUCCUCCCAGUUUCGACAAUGUCAAGGCGAAAUGGUACCCUGAAAUCGAGCAUCACGCCCCCGGUGUGCCCAUCAUCCUCGUCGGAACCAAACUGGAUUUGAGGGACGAUAAAGCCACGGCCGAUAGUCUGAGGGCGAAAAAAAUGGAACCUGUAUCAUACGAGCAGGCACUUGCUGUGGCCAAAGAAAUUAAAGCGGUCAAAUAUCUGGAGUGCUCCGCAUUGACACAACGAAAUCUCAAAAGCGUGUUUGACGAAGCGAUCAGAGCCGUACUUAACCCUCGACCAACCACUACGAAGAAGAAAUCGAGGUGCAGCAUUCUUUAG